AAAAAAAAAGUGUUAAAACGAAAGAGCCCGCUUGCAGCUACGUCAUAUCCCGAUCAGCUGAAAUUAAACCUGCUGCCAACCAAGGUUGCUGUUUAUCAUGUUUACGUAAUUCUCUGCGCUGGAUGACACUUGACCGUCCUUGGAUCAGGGAAACGGGUGGACUGGAGCGUUAGUGCGCGAGCUAGAGCCUGAAAUUUCUUAAAACAGUAUCUGUCGUCGUUAGAGGCUUUAGUGGCAGAUUAUUGCGAUGGAUCCUGAAGAAGUGGAUAGCGAUUUGCAAGAUGUCAGCUGCUUCAGCAAAUGUGGUGUGCUCACUAGGAAAGACGUAUUUAGAUGGAACGUGCAUUGCUCCGUAAUUAUCAAUGACAAAAAGAAUGCGAGAAGUGAUUUCUUCACUUUCCGACCUGUUCCGAACGCCAAGUUUUGUUUAUUGCUGUCUUCUGACCCAGAUAAAAUGAAUUUUGCCCAGCAGUUCGGUGUUUGUUUAUGUAGAAUACCGACGGACGAAAUUAAAAUAAAAAAAGAGGAAGACAUUACGAUAAAAGUGUCAUUUUCGUUACUGGACACGAGAGACAGACUUCAUCAUACGUGCGAACGAACUAUGAAAGAAUGCAGUAGAGUAUAUGCGGCUUUCGAACGCAGUAUUUUCGAUAAGCAUCAGCUCAUUUUUCUUCGCAAGGGAACUUUGACCAUUCAUUGCGCGAUGGACGUUGAAGAAAUAGUAAGCGAGACCAAUCAAUGUCCAAAAGACAACGUGACACAGCCGUCUAUUAAACAGUUUAUUCAAGAAACUGACGGUAUUGGCGAUUUAACUCGCGAUUUCAAGAAUCUUCUGGACAACCAGAAAUUUACCGAUGUUACUCUCAGUGUUCAUGGAACAGAUUUCCAAGCCCAUCGAGCUAUUUUAGGUGCUCGUUCUCCAGUUUUUGCUGCAAUGUUUGAGCACGAUACAGUGGAAAAAAUCCAAAACCGAAUUGUUAUAGAGGAUUUUUCCAGUGAGGUGAUUUCGUUGUUGCUGCGUUACCUCUAUACUGACGAAACCAGCGAGUUGACAUCUCAAACAUGUUUGGCCCUCUUUGUGGCUGCUGAUAAAUAUGCAGUCCCAAAACUGAAAAGGAUAUGCUCAAAAUUUUUAUGUUCUAAUUUGACGACUGACAUGGCAUUAGGAGUUUUAACCGUUGCAAACCUGCAUGAAGAUGAAGCUCUUAAAGAAGCUUCUAUUCAGUUAAUCCUUGACAACGCCGUUAAAGUAAUGAAAUCAGAUGAAUGGCUUUCCUUUCUGAAGGAUUACCCAGAACUUGCUAAUAAUAUCAUACUUAAUUUAGCUAUGAAAUCUCUCAAAUCAUAGUUGUUAGGAAAGAAUUAUAUGAAAAGCAACAAAAUUAUUCAAGUAUUUGAUUUUUUAUGUAUAAAAAUUUCCUGGAUCAUCCUUUUAAAACGAAAUUUGAAAUCUUAAGAAUAUAAUUCUUCAUAAAGUAUUGUAUGCAAAUGCU
Stegodyphus dumicola is the source of this 1493-nucleotide messenger RNA. Its product is annotated as protein roadkill-like. The record is from RefSeq and is a predicted model, not a curated record. Lineage: Eukaryota; Metazoa; Arthropoda; Arachnida; Araneae; Eresidae. Gene Ontology annotation, molecular function: protein binding.